Trypanosoma rangeli is the source of this 729-nucleotide messenger RNA. RefSeq lists its product as uncharacterized. The record is from RefSeq and is a predicted model, not a curated record. The coding region runs from base 1 to 729 and encodes 242 amino acids. The transcript has a single exon. NCBI's taxonomy places the organism in Eukaryota, Euglenozoa, Kinetoplastea, Trypanosomatida, Trypanosomatidae.
AUGCCCAACCCGUACAUUGGAAACAGUGAUGCGGCGCGUUACAUCGAGUACUACGCCUCCCCUCGCAUGCAGCGGGACGCCGUGCAGCGCCUCUACCACAAGGACAUGCAACACCGCCAGGAGUCGCAGCGCCGCGCAGAGGAGGCGGUGUACCCGCCGCCGCCACGGAUCUACCGCACCCAAAGGGAAAUUGACGAUUAUGUGAACGCGAUGGUCAACAAGGAGGUGUUUAGGCGGCAAAAGAAGUUGGCAGAGUUGGAGUGGGAGUUGUACCACCCCACACCCACGCGGUACUUCACGGAACAAGAAAUGGAGCGGCAUGUGCAGCACAUGUACAACCAGCAGCUGCGUAAGCGCGAGCACCGGGAGCGGGAGAAGCAGCGACUUUUUGGCGUGACGCCCAUUCAGAAGAAAGAGGCGCAGGAGCGAGCAAAGUUCCACGAGCUGGAGGACAACUGGCGGCCCUCGUCGCUGCAUAUAAAAUACGAAGAUGGGAAGCAACUACUUGUAUCUGAGUUGGCUGCCCUCAACGCUGCCGCUGCACCAUCACCUGCGACGCUGGAGCGAGAAACGCGUAGUCAGCGGCACGCCGAUCCGGAACGACUGCGGUUGCUCGCACAGCCGUUGCGAGUGACGCCAAAGGUGCAGAAGGAGACAAAAGGGAAUGCGCUGAUGCCGCCAUUUUGUCUCUUCGGGGAUGUCAUCAGAAGAGGUGAGAAGCGGCGGUGA